AGUAUAAAAUUAGCAAGCUAAAAGUAUAAAAUUAGCAAUGGAUCCAAUGGAGUGGUUCGCGUGGAACUUAAAACAGUGGCGAGAUGAGCUAACAAAAACAGACCUGGAUGAUAAAAAGCAAGUGGAGAGACUGUAUAAGCACGUUAAGGCCCAACAGACAAUAAGAUGGGAGCUAAUGUGCGAGUGGUUGAGAAAAUCUGACGGAGAGAAUCUUCCUUAUGAUUCUGAACCCUGGUUGUCUUCUGAGGAACCUCCUCCUCAGGAAGAAGCUACGGCUAGCGCCGCGGAGGUGGUUAACUCCAUGAGUCCCGACGCCCUCCAGCGGGAAUUAAAUAAACUAUCCAGCAUUUUAUCCGAUGAUGAAGUGAGCGACCUCGAGUCACUUCCUCGAGAUAACUCCAGAGAUAAGAGAGACAAGCUGGACGGAAGGGAACAUAAGUCUUAUAGUGACCUUGUGUCCGGGGAAGAGUCCGAGUCUUCCUGGUCAAGCAAAAGGUCCAGGGUUGGCAAGUCCAGGUCUUCCCCUCAGGAACGGCUCAAGGUCAAGGCUAAGGCCCAGGUUUCUGCUAAGACUGCUAAGAAGGAUAAGUUGCGGAUUCGUGAAAGGGAAGAGAGGGAGGAGAGAGAAAGAGAUAGGGAGAAGAGGGACAGGGACUUUAGGGAACUGGCUAGGAAACUCAGGAGGAGUCUGUCGCCCAGGAGGAGCCUUUCGCCGAGGCGAAAGAGCCCUUUGAGGAUCCCCAGGGUCAUUUUGGGUCCGGAGUGCUUCCGAUGUGGGAAAUUGGGACACAAGUUUCGCGACUGCAGGGAAAAAUUCUGUCGCAAGUGCAAGCUGCCCAAUUACACUGUUCAUACUUGCCCCAACUGCAGGUUUGAUGAGCUGGAUGACAAUAAUUGGAGCGUCGUUAGGAAGAGGCCUGUCAGUCCCAGGAAGAAUGAUAAGAGCCCGCCAUCUAUACGCAGGAGGAUAAGAUAGAUUUUUUUGUUUGUGCCAGUGCUCAUUUUUUUAGGUUAGAAAUACUGAGAUUUUUUUUUUGAAAAAAAAUUUUUUUUGAAAA
Molecule: messenger RNA, 1058 nt
Organism: Cotesia glomerata
Lineage: Eukaryota; Metazoa; Arthropoda; Insecta; Hymenoptera; Braconidae
Product: serine/threonine-protein kinase PRP4 homolog
Exons: 2
Coding region: 38-976 (312 amino acids)
Molecular function (GO): zinc ion binding; nucleic acid binding
Source: RefSeq, a predicted model, not a curated record